This is a messenger RNA of Erythranthe guttata (spotted monkey flower), 762 nucleotides long. NCBI's taxonomy places the organism in Eukaryota, Viridiplantae, Streptophyta, Magnoliopsida, Lamiales, Phrymaceae. The record is from RefSeq and is a predicted model, not a curated record.
UUGCUAAUUUGAUACUGGGGUUUCUAAAUUUCUUCUGAUUUUCAAUUGCAGGGGUUGAAUUUUGUUCACAUUUGAUUCCAUAACUCUAGAAAGAUCCAUUUCUGAAGUGGGAUUUCUCAGAAAUUUUGUCCUGCUGGCAAAAAAAUCGAAUCUUUAUCCUAAUUCAAGAUUUAGUACAACAGAGUUUGCAAACUUGGAAGUCCCUUUUUUUUUAAAUGAAUUUGGAGCAUCAUCACAAAUCGAAAUCAGCAAUGUCGAAAGAUUCGAUGAAUCUCCAAGAUCAGUACUAUUUGAACAGCAUUAUGGAUGUAAGAAGAUCAAAGAAUAAUAAUAAUCCUAGUAUCUCCUAUGUUGAAGUAAAGAAAAUCGAUAACUAUAAUCAAAAGCGGUCUUCUUUCACGAAAGGGAACCAUAGCAAGAAAAUGUUUCGGUGCUUCACGUUGGAGUCGAUGCUUCUGCUGAUUGGGCUAACGGCGUCGUUGCUGAUAUUGCCGCUGGUGGUGCCGCCACUGCCGCCUCCUCCGUUUUUGCUGCUUUUGCUGCCUAUUUUCAUUAUGGGGCUUUUAGUGAUGCUGGCUUUUAUGCCAUCUGGUGUUAGGGAGGCCACUCAUACUUAUGUGUAAAUGGUAACAUCACCACUCCCAUUUUCUUUUAUUUUGUUUUUGGUUGAGAAGUAAAUGUAGCUGCAUGGUUCUUUGAUUUCUUAUAAAUAUUAUUCACCCUUAUUAUUAACUUACAUAUUAAUUCUCUUUGGUUUGGAGU